Molecule: messenger RNA, 1178 nt
Organism: Helianthus annuus (common sunflower)
Lineage: Eukaryota; Viridiplantae; Streptophyta; Magnoliopsida; Asterales; Asteraceae
Product: heme-binding-like protein At3g10130, chloroplastic
Exons: 8
Coding region: 55-936 (293 amino acids)
Source: RefSeq, a predicted model, not a curated record
AGAAAUUCAAACACACACACACCUCAAAACCCCCCAAUUCAGACCAUUACUGCAAUGUCUCAAUCAAUCUACCCUUCUUCUUCUGUAACCCUAGCCUUCAAAUCAAUGGCCACCGAACCACCACCAUCAUCCGUCGUUUCCAGAAGAAGAACCACCACUGCUGGCAGCAAUACAUCCGCCCUAGAAGCUCGUAUAUCUCUUGUAUUCGCUCUCGCCUCUCAAACCUCUUCCGUCUCGCAACGACGUAAAUUUUUGGCGGAUUUGGCAACUGAGACGGCGAAAUACGUGUUUCCGAAGCGGUUUGAGAGUCGUAAUAUAGAGGAAGCUCUUAUGUCAGUUCCGGACCUGGAAACGGUUAAGUUUAAAGUUUUGAGUAGAAAUGAUCAGUAUGAGAUAAGAGAACUUGAGCCUUACUUUGUAGCCGAGACUACAAUGCCAGGAAAAUACGGGUUUGAUCUGAAUGGUUCGUCUCAAUCGUUUAAUGUACUAGCUGAGUACCUGUUCGGUAAGAAUACGGCUAACGAGGCAAUGGAGAUGACUACUCCUGUACUCACACGAAGGACCCAAUCUGGGGGUGAGGCGAUGGAUAUGACUACCCCUGUGAUAACAAAGAGGAUGGAAGAUCAAGAUAAAUGGAAAAUGUCGUUUGUCUUGCCUUCAAAGUACGGUUCCAACUUACCACUGCCCAAAAACUCUGCUGUAACUAUCAACGAGGUGCCUGCCAAAACUGUGGCUGUUGUUGCGUUUUCAGGUUUUGUUACCGACGAAGAUGUCAUGCGCCGGGAAAUAAAACUUCGGGACGCCUUAAAGAACGAUAGUCAAUUCAAAGUAAGAAGUGGUGCGUUGGUGGAAGUUGCACAGUACAACCCACCGUUUACACUCCCAUUUACUCGGCGUAAUGAAAUUUCUCUGGAAGUUAUAAGGAAGCAAGAGUAGAUCUUCAUUCUACGAUAGUCAGCAACAUGAUACACGAAAGUAAUAAGUUAUCAGUUUCUGUUGAUACAAUCACGUAUGAUAUGUAAAGUCGAAUGCUUAAUUUGUGUUGGGUGUAUAUAAUAUAUAGAAUUUCUAUACGUUUGUUGGCUUCCUACUUAUUCACGUUAUAAAUGUAACACACUCAGGUAACUAAAUUUUGGUACUUCUGUAUAGCUCCCUUUUCCUUGGGGAUUUUUAGUUGA